This is a messenger RNA of Elephantulus edwardii (Cape elephant shrew), 837 nucleotides long. It is a transcript of the gene FRAT1, whose product is annotated as frequently rearranged in advanced T-cell lymphomas. Gene Ontology annotation, biological process: positive regulation of canonical Wnt signaling pathway. The record is from RefSeq and is a predicted model, not a curated record. Lineage: Eukaryota; Metazoa; Chordata; Mammalia; Macroscelidea; Macroscelididae. The transcript has a single exon. The coding region runs from base 1 to 837 and encodes 278 amino acids. Gene Ontology annotation, cellular component: cytoplasm.
AUGCCGUGCCGGAGGGAGGAGGAAGAGGAAGCCAGCGAGGAAGCGGAGGGGGAGGAAGAAGAGGAGAGCAGCGUCCUCCUGCUGGAGCAGUCGGUGACGCUGGGCGGCUCGGGCGAAGUGGACCGGUUGGUGGCCCAGAUCGGCGAGGCGCUGCAGCUGGACGCGUCCCAGGACAGACCGGCCUCCCCGUGCGCACCGCCCGGGCCGCCGCUGCAGCCCCCUCGACCCCUGCCCGCGGUGCCGGCGGACAAGGCCCGGUCCCCGGCCCUGCCUCUGUUUCUGUCGCCUGCGCCCUCGUCGACCGAAGCCGCCGGUCCGGGAGCCCUGCGCUGCACCCUCGGGGACCGCGGCCGCGUGCGGGGCCGGGCUGCGCCCUACUGCGUGGCGGAGCUCACCGCCGGCACCGGCGCGCUGCAGCUGCUAUCCCCCCAGGCCGGCUUUGAUGGGCCUCAGGGAUCCGACAAGCCCGGCGCCCCGCAGCCGCUGUCUGGCCCCUGCCGGCGAGGUUGGCUCCGUGGUGCUGCCUCCUCCCGCCGCCUGCAACAGAGACGCGGGCCCCAAUCGGAAGCCCGCACCAGUGACGACGACCCGCACCGGCUCCUGCAGCAGCUAGUGCUCUCCGGGAACCUCAUCAAGGAGGCGGUGCGGAGGCUUCACUCGAGACGGCUGCAGCUCCAAGCAAAGCUUCCCCAACGCCCGCCCCUGGGACCCGUGGCGACGGCCCCAGCGCAUGAGCCCCUUUCGCCCCGCAACCCUCGAGCAGCUUUUAGUGACCCUGGCACGUCCAGGAGGAGCGCACCGCUCAGGGCUGCGGACCUUCUUGUCCCUGGCAGCUAA